AUGCAUCUCCGCAUCCUGGCCGUUGUCAACGUCCUUGCAGGCAUCGCCUCUACACAGUCACUCGCCGGAGUCCCAGAUUGUGCUACCGCCUGUGUGAGCGACUCGCUGCCGGCGUCUUGCAACCUUGCUCCAUCAUGCAUCUGCACCGCCGACUCCUUCCUCAGCGGCAUCAGCUGCUGCGUCUUCAAAGCCUGCGAUGCAAAUGAUCAGCAGUCCGCUCUUGCUUACGCCCACGGUAUCUGCGAUCCUGUCGGUGCCUCGUCGCUCCUGCCCUCCUCAGCAGGCUGCCCUAGCACCUCCGGCAGUGCUAGCGCGACCGGCGGUUCCACGGUGAAAACUACCAGCGGCGGCUCUGCUAGUAGUGCAACAGGUGCGGCGGGAUCAGCCUCUGCGUCCGCCUCCUCCGCGCCCGCCGGUGCAACGGCGUCUGCUGCCACCGCCAGCGCUACCGGUUCAUCAUCCAGUGCUCUUGCUGGAGGACGCCUGAGCGUUCAGGGUGCCGGCCUUAGUGCUGUUGGUGCUGCGUUCUUGGGCUUGGCCGCCUUCCUCUAG
Messenger RNA from Capronia epimyces CBS 606.96, 552 nucleotides. RefSeq lists its product as uncharacterized. The record is from RefSeq and is a predicted model, not a curated record. Bases 1 to 552 code for a protein of 183 amino acids. The transcript is spliced from 4 exons. Lineage: Eukaryota; Fungi; Ascomycota; Eurotiomycetes; Chaetothyriales; Herpotrichiellaceae.